Molecule: messenger RNA, 4360 nt
Organism: Manihot esculenta (cassava)
Lineage: Eukaryota; Viridiplantae; Streptophyta; Magnoliopsida; Malpighiales; Euphorbiaceae
Product: disease resistance protein RPV1
Exons: 5
Coding region: 51-4172 (1373 amino acids)
Biological process (GO): signal transduction; defense response
Molecular function (GO): ADP binding; protein binding
Source: RefSeq, a predicted model, not a curated record
AUAUCCGACUUCAAGGACCGAUAAUCACCAUAUCUCGCAAAAAUUCCCAAAUGCAAACCGACACAAUGCCCUCCGUCCUCGUUUCCACGCCUCCGGCUGCGCUGAGACUCCACUGGGACGUAUUCUUAAGCUUUCGCGGGGAGGACACGCGCCACACUAUCAUCAAGAAUGUCUAUGAUUCAUUAGCAGAGCAUGGCGUCCGUGUCUUCCGAGACGACGUCGGAAUGAGCCAAGGGGACGAGAUAGCCCCUAGCCUUUUAGAGGCCAUUGAAGACUCGGCUGCUUCAAUAAUCAUGCUUUCUCCGAGGUAUGCUGAUUCCCAUUGGUGUCUUGAGGAGCUCACUACAAUAUGCCAGCUACGGAGGCUGAUACUUCCAGUGUUCUACAAAGUUGAUCCUUCUCAUGUUAGGAAGCAAACGGGUCCUUUUGAAAAUGAUUUCAGGAUUCAUACUGAGAGGUUUGGGGAGGAGAAGGUGGGAAGAUGGAGAGAAGCUAUGAAGAAAGUUGGUGGGAUUUCGGGUUUGCCUUAUAACAUCAGCAAAGAACCGCAGCUGAUUCAACAAUUGGUCAAAAGGGUUUUAACAGAAUUGAGAAGGACAGUGGGUCUAGCUACAUACACAGUUGGACUUGAUUCUCGUGCAGAAGAACUGAUGGACUUGUUAAAUGUUAAAUCCAAUCACAUUAAAGUUCUGGGACUUCAUGGAAUGGGUGGGAUUGGUAAAACAACUCUUUCCAAGGCCCUCUACAAUAAGCUUCUCAAUUACUUUGAAUACCGCUGCUUCAUUCCAAACGUUAGAGAAACUGCUACAGAAGAUGGUGGUUUAGUGUCACUUCAAAAUAAAUUUCUUUCUGCUCUUUCACCUGUUAACAUGUCAUCUGUGCAUGAGCUUGAAGCUGGCGUUUCUAUGAUCAAACGUAUGCUUCAUGAGAAGCGGGUGCUUGCUGUCUUAGACGAUGUGGACAAUGUAAGCCAGCUCAAUGCACUGGCAGGAAACAGAGAGUGGUUCAGUGAAGGAAGUAGAAUCAUUAUUACAACAAGAAACAAAGAUGUUUUGGUUGAACAUCUUGUGAAUGAAGUUUACGAAGUGAGAGAGUUGUAUUCAACUGAAGCUUUACAACUUUUUAGUUAUCAUGCACUAAGAAGAGAGAAACCCACAAACGAUUACCUGAAUCUGGCCAAGAAUAUUGUCUCUCUCACGGGAGGACUACCUUUAGCAUUGGAAGUGUUUGGCUCUUACUUGUUUCAUAAGAGGACAGUGAAGGAAUGGGAAGAUGCCUUGAAAAAGUUGCAACAGAUUCGGCCAAAUAAUCUGCAGGAUGUGCUAAGAAUAAGUUUUGAUGCGCUCGAUGAAGAAGAGAAGUGUAUAUUUCUUGAUAUUGCGUGUUUGUUUGUUAAAAUAGAAAUGAAGAGAGAGGAAGCAAUUGAUAUAUUUAAGGGUUGUGGCUUCAGGGGUGAGACAGCAAUUACUGUUCUCACAGAAAAAUCUCUCAUUAAGCUCAGAGAGGAGUUGGGAGGCCAUAUUUUGUGGAUGCAUGAUCAACUCAGAGAAAUGGGAAAACAGAUUGUUUUACUUGAAAACCUUACUGAUCCUGGUACACAUAGUAGAUUGUGGAAUUAUGAUGAAAUCAUGACAGUUCUCAAGCAUAACAAGGGGACAAGAAAUGUACAAGGGAUCAUCCUUGAAUUGAGAAAGAAGCAGCUUGUGGAGGAUGAUCGAAGUGUCCGCACGAUUUUUCAUAAUAACUUCCUAUCAGCACUAAAUCUAACCUCUGUUUUUGAAUACCUGAAAGAAAAAUUUGCAUAUCUUCCUAAAGAAGAGAAAGAGGGUGAGAUUAUACUCAACACCAAUUCCUUUGAAUCAAUGGUUAAUCUAAGAUUGCUGCAGAUCAAUGGUGUGAAAUUAGAAGGGAAGUUUGAACAUUUUCCUAGGGAGCUCAAGUGGCUGCAGUGGAAGAAGUGUCCUUUCAGAAAUCUUCCUUCUGAUUAUCGACCUUCGCAACUGGCCAUCCUUGAUCUCUCAGAAAGUGGAAUCGAUCGAGUCUGCGGUUGGCGGAGCAACAUGGUGGCUGAGAAGUUGAUGGUUUUGAAUCUCCGCUAUUGCUAUAAUCUUGUUGCUAUUCCUGAUUUAUCAGGAUGUAAGACCUUGGAAAAGCUUGAUCUUGAGAUGUGCAAUCGACUACCUAAAAUUCACAAGUCAGUGGGGAAUUUGAGAACAUUGCUGAAAUUGAACUUGAAAGAUUGCUCAAACCUCAUUGAAUUGCCAAGGGAUGUCUCUGGGCUAAAACAACUUCAAAAACUUGUUCUCUCUGGCUGCAAAAAAUUGAAAGAAUUGCCAGAGGACAUAGGAAGCAUGAAGUCCCUGGAAGAACUUCUUCUUGAUCAAACUGCUAUUUUACAGUUGCCUGAAUCGAUCUACCGCCUUACAAAACUUGAGAAGCUUAGUCUGAAUGGUUGCCAGUUCAUAAAACAGCUACCAAAAUGCUUAGGUAACCUGAAUUCUCUGAAACAACUCUCUCUUAAUGAAACUGCAUUGGAAGAACUUCCUGAUUCUGUUGGAUCUUUGUCAAACCUUGAGACACUAAGCUUGAUGUGGUGUAACUCGCUUUCGUUCCUUCCUGCAUCUAUUGGCAAGCUAGAGUCCUUGACAGAAAUUUUUGUUGAUAGCAGCGCAAUCGAAGAACUACCGAGUUCAAUCGGUUCAUUGUCUUACCUGAAGCAAUUAUCGGCUGGAGGCUGUCGAUUUCUAAGCAAAUUGCCGGAUUCAAUCGGUGGACUAUCUUCCAUUACUGAACUUCAGUUAGAUCGGACGCCGAUUACCAAUCUGCCUGAUCAGAUUGGAGCUUUGAGAUUGACUGAGAAGCUUUACCUGCGGAAAUGUGCAUUGAUUAGAAGUUUACCAGAAGCUCUUGGGAGCAUGUAUGCUCUAACGGUUUUAAACUUGUCUGGUGCUAAUAUUACUGAGUUGCCUGAAUCUAUUGGGAUGUUGGAAAAUCUAAUACAGUUGACUCUGAGAGACUGUAAACAGCUGCAGAAACUUCCAGCUUCAAUAGGAAACUUGAAAUCCUUGCACCGUCUGCUGAUGGAGAGAACUGGCGUAACAGAACUCCCUGAGAGCUUUGGCAUGCUCUCCAACUUAAUGAUAUUGAUAAUGAGAAAGAAACCAUUAAAAUCUCUCAGUGCACAAGAGAAGUUGUUUGAAAUGCCAACUUCCUUUCCAAAUCUUUCCUUGCUAAAAGAACUGGACGCUCGUGCAUGGGGAAUAUCUGGUAAGAUUCCUGAUGAUUUUGAGAAGUUGUCAAAGCUAGAGAUCUUGGAUCUUGGCUACAACAAGUUUGACAGCCUUCCUUCAAGCUUACAGGGCCUUUCUCUUCUCAAAAAUCUAUGCUUGAAACACUGUGAAAAACUCAUCUCUCUCCCUCCAUUGCCUUCAAGUUUAGAAGAACUGGACAUUUCCAACUGUAUUGCAUUGAGAAUUAUAUCUGAUACUUCAAACUUAGAGAGCUUAAAGCAGCUGAACCUAACAAAUUGUGAUGAAGUGUUGGAUAUUCCAGGAUUUGAAUGCAUGAAGUCCUUGGUCAGAUUAUACAUGAGCGGUUGUAGAGCAUGUUCCGUUCCAAUAAAGAGAAAACUUUCAAAGGAUUUUUUGAGGAAUAUACGAUACUUGAGCAUACCUGGAAGCAAAAUUCCGGAUUGGUUUUCUCAAGCUGAAGUUAGCUAUUCGGAGCGAAGAAACUACGAAAUCAAGGCAGUGCUUGUAUGUGCUGUUAUCUCUCUGGAUAAUCAGAUACCAGACGACUUGAGAGAUGAAAUCCCAGUUCUACCAGCCAUUCAAGCAAGGAUGUCUAAACCAAAUAAACCUUUAUGCGUAAGCACAUUAGACUCAAUGGGAGUGCCAAAGACAAAUGCAGAUCAAAUCCAUUUGUGUCGGUAUCCAGAUUGUCAUCCAUUGGUUUUUAGGUUGAAAGAUGGUUUCAAGGUGGAGGUAAUGGCGCCAGAUCCACCGAUCAUUAAAGGGGUUCAAGUGAAGAAAUGUGGCAUUCAUCUGGUUUUUGAAAAUGAUGAUGAUUAUAUUGGAAAUGAAGAACUACUGGAUGAGAGCCAACUAUCUUUGUCUGCAAAACUAGCCAAGUUCUUCCAGUCAAAUGAAGAGGAUGGUCAUGAGGCCUGUUAAAGUUGAAAUUUUAAGUUCAAGCUACCGAGGAAAAGAAUAAAGAAGUUCACUAAGCGACUCUAGUUAUGUUUCUUUCAUUGGAAAUUAAUUUUUUAGUAUUAUGUUACAGUAAAACUCAUUAGUUUCCUUUUUUAAAAUGUAUUCAAAGGUUAAUAUUUUAAAAAGUGUAAUAGUUAAUUUUUUAUUAA